Messenger RNA from Gallus gallus (chicken), 3625 nucleotides. It is a transcript of the gene GUCY1B3, whose product is annotated as guanylate cyclase 1 soluble subunit beta. Gene Ontology annotation, biological process: response to oxygen levels; cGMP biosynthetic process. Bases 43 to 1893 code for a protein of 616 amino acids. The transcript is spliced from 14 exons. The record is from RefSeq and is a predicted model, not a curated record. Gene Ontology annotation, molecular function: heme binding; guanylate cyclase activity. NCBI's taxonomy places the organism in Eukaryota, Metazoa, Chordata, Aves, Galliformes, Phasianidae. Gene Ontology annotation, cellular component: guanylate cyclase complex, soluble.
GGCGAGGCGGUCAGGAUUGCUCUUCUGCUCGGCGGCAGCAUCAUGUACGGAUUCGUCAAUCACGCCCUGGAGCUGCUCGUCAUCCGGAACUACGGGCCCGCAGUCUGGGAGGACAUCAAGAAGGAGGCUCAGCUGGAUGAAGAAGGACAGUUUCUUGUCAGAAUAAUAUAUGAUGAUUCCAAAACCUAUGAUCUGGUUGCAGCUGCAAGCAAGGUUCUUAACCUGAAUGCUGGGGAAAUUCUUCAGAUGUUUGGGAAGAUGUUUUUUGUGUUCUGCCAAGAAUCUGGCUAUGAUACAAUUCUGCGUGUUCUGGGCUCAAAUGUCAGAGAAUUUUUGCAGAACCUGGAUGCUCUGCAUGACCACCUUGCUACUAUUUACCCAGGUAUGCGAGCCCCUUCCUUCAGAUGCACUGAUGCGGAGAAGGGGAAAGGACUCAUUCUGCAUUACUAUUCAGAAAGGGAAGGUCUACAGGAUAUUGUCAUUGGAAUCAUCAAAACAGUAGCUCAGCAGAUCCAUGGUACAGAAAUAGAUAUGAAGGUUAUUCAACAGCGGAAUGAGGAAUGUGACCACAUUCAAUUUUUAAUUGAAGAGAAAGAAUCUAAAGAAGAGGACUACUAUGAAGACCUUGACAGAUUUGAAGAAAAUGGUACCCAAGAGUCUCGCAUCAGUCCAUACACUUUCUGCAAGGCUUUUCCUUUCCACAUAAUAUUUGACAGAGAUCUGGUGGUCACACAGUGCGGCAAUGCAAUAUACAGAGUCCUUCCACAGCUGCAACCAGGAAAUUGUAGUCUUUUGUCAGUGUUCUCCUUGGUCCGGCCUCAUAUUGAUAUUAGUUUCCAUGGGAUCCUCUCACAUAUCAAUACAGUCUUUGUACUGAGGACCAAGGAGGGGCUGUUGGAUGUAGAGAAGCUGGAGUGUGAAGAUGAGUUGACUGGCACAGAAAUCAGUUGCUUACGCCUGAAAGGGCAAAUGAUCUACUUGCCUGAAGCAGACAACAUUCUCUUUCUUUGUUCACCAAGUGUUAUGAACUUGGAUGAUUUAACCAGAAGAGGGUUAUAUCUGAGUGAUAUUCCAUUGCAUGAUGCUACCCGUGAUCUGGUUCUUUUGGGAGAGCAGUUCAGAGAGGAAUAUAAACUGACUCAAGAGCUUGAGAUCCUCACUGACAGACUGCAGCACACACUACGUGCACUCGAAGAUGAAAAGAAAAAGACAGACACAUUACUGUACUCCGUUCUACCACCAUCGGUGGCAAAUGAGCUGAGACACAAGCGUCCUGUUCCAGCUAAGCGAUACGACAAUGUCACCAUUCUCUUUAGUGGCAUUGUUGGGUUCAAUGCCUUCUGUAGUAAGCAUGCCUCUGGAGAGGGAGCUAUGAAGAUUGUUAAUCUUUUAAAUGAUCUUUACACAAGAUUUGAUAUUCUAACUGAUUCACGUAGGAAUCCAUUUGUUUACAAGGUGGAAACAGUUGGAGACAAGUAUAUGACCGUGAGUGGUCUACCAGAGCCUUGCAUUCAUCAUGCACGAUCUAUCUGCCACCUGGCAUUGGAUAUGAUGGAGAUAGCAGGCCAAGUUCAAGUAGAUGGGGAGCCUGUACAGAUAACAAUAGGAAUCCAUACUGGUGAGGUAGUCACAGGUGUCAUAGGCCAAAGGAUGCCACGUUACUGCCUGUUUGGAAAUACUGUCAAUUUAACAAGCAGGACAGAAACUACUGGAGAAAAGGGAAAGAUCAAUGUGUCUGAGUAUACGUACAGGUGUCUUAUGACACCAGAAAAUUCAGAUCCUCAGUUCCACCUGGAAUACAGGGGUCCAGUUUCUAUGAAGGGUAAAAAAGAACCAAUGCAGGUUUGGUUUUUAUCCCGAAAGAGUACAGAGACAGAGAACUCUAUUCCGUAAUACCAUUCCAGCGAUAUUCAGAUCUGCAUCAGAAAUAUAUAUAGAACCAAAGCAAGUGUGACUUGUCCCCUUGCUUGCAUGAACAGAGAUUCACCAGCAACUUCUCUCAGGAGGAACAGAUUUGUUGUAAAUCUUAAAGCAUGCAGAGAACCUCAGAUGCCUGACUGCAGUUUCCAUCUGUCCCCACUUCCAACUAUGCUUCUCUUCUCCCAUGUCCCCAAAUUACUUAUGGGAGCAAGUCAAAAUAUCUUAAGUAGUUCCAUCAGGGAAUGUAGUUGUUGUUACAUUCCUACGUACAACACAUACGAAAGAAAUGUGUGUGUUACCUAUGCUCUGUUCUGUUAUGUACUAAUACUGGUUGCAAGUUGUCAAACAUAUUUCAUCACUGCAUUGAUCCACUACGUUGUUGCUUCAAAGAAAAUCCCUUACUUUUCAAAUUCUACUUGCAUGCAUUCAAGGAAACAAAGCAAGAUACUUUCUGAGAUGAGGGAAGAGGAGAAGGAUCCUGAACAGGGUGCAAUACUGUCUCCAAAUAGGGAGCCAGGCAGUAAGGAUGAGUUAUGAAUGUUACCUUACUUCAUAUCUCCCAUUGUUAUGUGCAGUACCAUUGUCUUUUGCUCGUCCCGAAAUUGUACUCACCAUUUUCUUCCAGGCAUGUUUGCUACUUUUUCCUUAGUGUUUGAUAUUCUCUCUCUGCUAUGAGCAUGUAUUUCAGGCUUUUUUUUUUUAAUAUGCAUUUUUGCAUGUCAGUCCUGUGGCCUUUCCUAUCACCAGUUAGUACUGAAUAAAACUGUAUAACAUGCAUGCCACAACUAACCACUUCAGUCUGAUGCUUCACAUCUUCAUCUUCAUCUCUGCGGUACACAGUGGUUGCACAAAUCGGUGACUUUUCUGGAAAGACAGGAGGCAUUUCAAUUUUUUGGCAGAACAAAGAACCUGAAGAACUAUUUGUAAAAAGUAGUACAUAAAGCAUCAUUAUGGAAACUACUGCGUAAAACUUGUUUAUCAGAUUUACUUCUGCUAUGACCAUGCUUCCUGUUCAUAUUGUGAAUAACGCUUGAUGUGCUUUUGAUUCCUGUUUAGAAAAAUGGUACCUUUUAACAUCACGCAGCAUUUUGGCUUUGUAGAUGUUAUGUAAACAUUUUCUGUAUUGGAAGGGGGCAGUUGUUUGUCCAACACUGACAUCUGAAGCUUGUGCCAAUGUACUUUUACUGAAAUACUUUUCAUUUUCAAUAUAAAUCAAUGAAAAAUAUAUUAACUAAAUAAAGUUGUCAUGUUAACAAUAGAUUGCUGGACAAUUUUAGGCCAUCAGUAGUGCUCUAAUUCUUCUCUGAUAGAGCCCUCAAAAUUGACAGGCAUACUGCCAGGACAUGGUUGCCUUUUGUUUUGGUCUCUAAAUUUCAGAGAUGAUUUUAUUUUCUUCCUUGGGAUAACUUGAUUGUAUUCCUGGCAUCAUGGCAUAAUUAAGAGAAAUACAGCUUGUAAGCAGACAUAGUAAAAUUAGAUGAGAUUGCAGAUGCUUCACAGUUUUAACAUACAGUACAUUUUUGUGUGAAUAAUAUCCAUUCUUAUGUCUGGCAUUUUCUGAAUAUUUGCAUUAUAAAUUAGAAUAGUGCAAUUACUUUGUGUAUAAAAGUCAUCUAUACCUAGUAUACUUAAUCAGCACAGAAUAUAUAUGUAUAAAUGUUUCAUGUUAAUGUGAGAAAUUGCAAUAAAUUAUUUUUUCCACUGA